GUGUAGAUAGUCAUGAGAGGGCUUUGUUGGCAGGAUACCCAGGACUGAUGAUGACACCAGGCAUUCAGUUAGAUGCAGAGGCGAAGAGAAGAGCAGACCAAGAGGGGGAGUGUGACAAACUGUUGGAGAGGACUCGACUCUCCCUUUCAAGCUGGAUGGGAGUGUGAAGGAUCGACGUUAGCCUUGGAUCAGGCACAAGCAGUUGGAGGCCAUCCCAUGGAGAAGGAGCAAGACAGCGUGGCCUUCAGUGCCAGUGUCACCAUCCCCAGCACCACCUCAGCCUCCACUGGCAGCAACACCAUAUCAAGUUGCUCUAACAGACAGCAGGCUGUACCUCAGAUAUCAGUGUACGGAGGAAUCACAGACAGACAGACCGUUCAGGUGAUGCAGCAGGCGUUAAACAGGCAGCCCAGCUCAGCAGCGGCUCAGUACCUGCAGCAAAUGUAUGCAGCCCAACAACAACACCUCAUGCUCCAGACAGCAGCUUUACAGCAACAGCACCUCAGUCUGGCCGCAGUACAGCAGGCUAGUAUAGUGGCAGGAAGACAACGCUGCAAUCAGAAUGGCACUACAUCCCAGCAAACUGUGGCCUCACAAACCACUAUAAACCUGGCAACAUCACCAGCAGCAGCUCAUUUGAUCAGUCGAGCCCAUAGCGGGGGCUCUGUUCCUGUCUGCAUUGCCCAACAGGCCGUUCUGCUGGGAAACUCCUCCACACCCACUCUCACCGCUAGCCAAGCACAAAUGUAUUUACGAGCUCAGAUGGCACAACAAUCUAAUCUUGUGCAAGUAGCUAGGAGCCUAGGACGAGCUGUUCCUUUGUCCCCCCAGCUCAUCUUCACCCCAGCUGCCACAGUCACAGCAGUCCAAGCAGACACCUCUGCACUGUCAAUCAACACAAUGCCCACCAGUGGACAAGUCCAGAACUUGGCCCUCCGCAGCCAGCAGGGGGUUCUAGCUUCCUCCCUCUCUCAUACUCAGUUACAGAGUCUGAGUGUGAAACAGUCCACAGGGGCAUCAGCGCAACUCGCUGUGAACAGUCAGCCAGUUGCCCGACUGAAGUGUCAUGGAGCAGAGCCAAAUCCACAGGGAGUUGUAGCAAAGGGCAAUCCUGCAGAGACAUCCUCUGAGACGGUGAGAAUGAAUGACAAAACCAGUGAACUCACAACACAGGAGCUAAACAUGUGUCCCAGUGUGACCUCAGUGGUGGGCAAUCCUCUCAUCAGCACAGCAUAUACUCAAAUCCAGACCCAUCAGUUGCUCCAGCAACACAAGCAGCAGUUUUUGAUACAGCAGCAGCCCCAGAUAAUGCAGAGGAGUCAAGCCAAGCUCUUAGAGGCCGCCACCAUUCAGCCCAGUCUCCAGUCCCACACAGUGAAUGCUGUAGCCAUCCAUCCAGCCCUGGCACCUCAGCCUCAGCACUCCCUUAUCCCUGUGCUGCCCAAUGUUCCUGUUACUUGUCAACAAGCCACCAUAUUCCAUUCCACCUCUGUGAGUCAUCAGGCAAUCACACAGAAUGGACAGCCACCCAUUUUGAGCCAUAACAAUGCAGCACCUCUAGAGCUUACAGCAGUUAACCUCCAGAUCCAACCAGUUCCUACACAAAUUGGAGUAGUCAAACAGGAUGGGUCCGAUAAGGACAGCGCCAUUCCUCUUGAAGUCAGAGAGCUCUGCUCUUUACAGACCCAACAGCAGCUGCUAUCCAUACCAACACAAGUGCCAACCCGGACAGAACCAUGCCAGUUGGUCAAACAAUCUGAUCAAAGCCAGGUGACAGAAAACAUUGAAGGCAGAGUGAAUGUGAAGGCAGGUGUGAGCUCACCUCCAGCCAUGACCUCGGGCAGCGGGAACAAUGCGCCCACUGUGACCGGCAGCGCUCCGCAAAAUGGCGAGAGUAAACCACCACCUCAGGCCAUAGUAAAGCCCCAGAUCCUCACGCAUGUCAUCGAGGGAUUCGUGAUUCAGGAGGGAGCUGAGCCUUUUCCCGUUGAACGUCCAUCAUUGCUGAUAGAGAAUUUAAAGAAGCAAAAGCAGCCUCUGUCCCAGACCUCUCACAAUGCAGACUCUGAGAUGGAAGACCUUUCACAACAAGAGCUGAAGAACCUGGAUGAGGAGCCAAGACUGUCAUGUGAAUUCUGUGGAAUUAUAGAUUUUGCUUAUAACUUCAGGAGAUCCAAGCGGUUUUGUUCUACAGUGUGUGCAAAGAGGUAUAAUGUGGGAUGCACAAAGCGAAUGGGACUUUUCCCAAGAAAAUCGACCUUGGACAACUCAAAGAAACAGAGAGCCACUGAUAUCAAGAAACGGAAUCCAAGUGCCCAAACAGCCAAUGGAGCAUCUAUGUUGUCCCCGCAUCCCUUACAUCCUAGUCAUGGCGAGUCAAGCCAGUGCUCCGACAUGUCCAGCUAUGAAGAGCCUCUUUCGCCACUGUCCGCAACAAGCUCUGGAGCCCAGAGGCUUCCAAAUGAACACCGAUCCGAUCACAGUAGAGAGAUCUCUCUCCUCACGCAGCAAUUCCUGGUUACUGACCCUGCCAGGUGGAAUGUCGAGGAUGUUUACGAGUUCAUCUGUUCUCUACCAGGUUGCCAGGAGAUUGCAGAAGAGUUUCGCUCUCAGGAGAUCGAUGGGCAGGCCUUGCUGCUGCUGAAAGAGGACCAUCUCAUGAGCACCAUGAAUAUCAAACUGGGACCUGCACUGAAAAUCUUUGCCCGCAUCAGUAUGCUUAAGGACUCGUAGCGUUUCCCACUGUUCCGUCAAGCUUACACCUGGAAAGGACACCCUAAACUUCUGCACUGGUUUUUGGAGGAUUGUUGCUGCUCAAAACCAUGAAAAACCUGUGUAUACCUCUGGUCACAAUCAAAUUAUUGUUUUGCCCUCAAAGGAUAAUUAUGUAUUAAUUCUGUAACACUGGUGUAGCUGUGCCAGACCCAGAGGGCAACAAUCCAUUUAGUCAGAGUUUGAGAAAUCCCACAGAAGACAAGUACUUUACCAUUUGUGCAAACAAAUAUUCUUGAUUUUAUAGACAGGGAAAUGUAAAUUAUUAUUUUAAACUGGACUAGGGGGAUCUCUCAAGUGACAUACAGAUGUUGUGUUGUAGUUCUGGCUCUCAGAGUCACAGACAUUUAUAAUUUUACUUAGCCAAGGAGAAUUGGCUUAAACUAUUGGUCUUGCAGUGUGCCAUCAUGGGUAGGUUGUAAACUGUUUGAGUUACUUCAUCUGAAAUUUUCUGAUAAAUUCCUCAAUUUACAUUUCAGAUUUUGUCCUCAAAAUGACUUUCCAAGAAGUGCCUAAUCUUUUCCUUAGUAUCCCAAAGAUAGUCAAACAGGUUUUUCAUUUGCAAGUUCUAGGGGUUUAUACCAGCAUUCAGAUUUAAAGACCACAGCUACAUUCAAGAUUCAAGCCCAUCUCUGUAUGAUCUGAUUGUUUUUUCUUCUAAAUUACUUGUGUACACUAUUCUUGUGUACGCUAUUCUUUGAAAAUAUACAGUAUUACAGUCUCUUUAUUUUUACAUUUGUGAUUUGAUCAAAUUUCUGUAUUUAUUGAGAGCAAGUCUCUGAUUCAUAUUUGAAAAUAAAACCUGAGAAAAAAUGCAGAUUUUCUUUGCUGCGUUCAAGAAAUGUACUACUAUUCCAGCAGUUCAUGGUUGUUAAAUAUUGAUUUUGUUUUUUAAAUCAUAUAACAAAGAUUGCUGGGCAGAUUUCCAUUUUUAUGUUUUAGUAAUUUAGAUAGACUUAAAUGAUUGUACAGUACAUUGAGAAAGUAUUCAGACCCCUUCAUUUGUUCACAUUUUAUUUAUGUUGCAGCCUUAUGCUAAAGUACUUUUAUGACAGGGCAGCGGGCGGGGCCGGGUCGUGAUUAUACACACCUGGUCCCUUAUCGGGAUAAAGGCCAACUGCGGAUGAUGGUGCAAGAGAGAGCAAGA
Xyrauchen texanus (razorback sucker) is the source of this 3919-nucleotide messenger RNA. It is a transcript of the gene phc2a, whose product is annotated as polyhomeotic homolog 2a (Drosophila). Bases 73 to 2733 code for a protein of 886 amino acids. The record is from RefSeq and is a predicted model, not a curated record. The transcript is spliced from 16 exons. Lineage: Eukaryota; Metazoa; Chordata; Actinopteri; Cypriniformes; Catostomidae. Gene Ontology annotation, molecular function: zinc ion binding; protein binding. Gene Ontology annotation, cellular component: PRC1 complex; nucleus.